GUAAAGCACAACAAGUGUGCGCAAAUCGGGCAGGUCACACAGAUCGGAAUAAUCACGCGCUCAGGAAGCGGUCAUGGCCAGACGCGACAGGGUGACACAUUUACUGAGGCAACUCGCCGUUCAGGCGUGCAGAUGUCCUGCUCAUUCUUCCACACAUUCGGGUUACAUCUCUCAGCCAGAUCCAGGACAUGUCUGUGGAAGAAAAACUGACUAUGCUUUUGAGAUGGCUUGCUCCAAUGUCAGAUAUGGAAGAGGUGUGACCAGAGAGAUCGGCAUGGACUUGCAGAAUUGGGGCGCACAAAAUGUGUGUUUGAUGACAGACAAGAACUUGUCCACGCUGCCCCCAAUAACAGCAGUGUUGGACUCACUUACCAGACAUGGUGUGAAGUAUGAAUGCUAUGACAGUGUGAGGGUAGAACCUACAGAUUAUAGCUUUAAAGCAGCAAUUGAUUUUGCGAAGAAAAGAGAUUUUGAUGCUUAUGUAGCUGUGGGUGGUGGCUCUGUGAUUGACACCUGUAAAGCUGCCAAUCUUUAUGCAUGCCACCCGGAGGCUGACUUCCUGGAUUUUGUCAAUGCACCAGUUGGUAAAGGAAAGCCAAUAACCAAAUCACUGAAGCCUCUUAUUGCAGUUCCCACUACAGCAGGUACAGGAAGUGAGACCACAGGUGUAGCAAUAUUCGACUUUGAAGACAUGAAGGCCAAAACUGGCAUUGCAAAUCGAUCACUGAGGCCCACUUUGGCAGUGGUGGAUCCACUGCACACACUGCACAUGCCAGACAGGGUGGCUGCCAACAGUGGCUUUGAUGUACUCUGCCAUGCUUUGGAAUCCUACACUGCUUUGCCGUAUAACAUGAGGAGUCCAUGUCCCACCAACCCCAUAGCCCGUCCUGCUUAUCAAGGCAGCAACCCAAUCAGUGAUGUCUGGGCAAGACAUGCCCUCUGCAUAGUGGCCAAGUACUUAAAAAGAGCGGUGCGUAAUCCAGAUGAUGUAGAGGCGCGCUCCAGCAUGCACCUGGCAAGUGUGUUUGCUGGAAUUGGCUUUGGUAAUGCGGGAGUUCACUUAUGUCAUGGAAUGUCAUAUCCUAUUUCUGGGAACAUCAAAAUCCAUAAAGCUAAAGGAUACAGAGUGGACCAUCCCUUAGUGCCUCAUGGCCUCUCUGUGGUUCUCACAUCUCCUGCUGUGUUUGCCUUCACCGCCUGUAUGUGCCCAGAGCGACACCUAGAGGCAGCAGAGAUACUAGGCGCUGAUGUAAGAAAUGUGAAGACAGAAGAUGCUGGACGUGUGUUGGCAGACAUUCUGAGGAACUUUCUGUAUGACCUUGAGGUGGAAGAUGGCUUAUCUGAAAUUGGUUACAGUAAAGAGGACAUUCCCGGGUUGGUGAAGGGAACUAUUCCUCAGGAGCGGGUGACAAAACUUGCACCAAGAUCUCACACUGAAGAGGAUCUCAGUCAUUUGUUUGAAGCAUCCAUGAAACUCUACUAAACAUGCAAAAAGAUUAGCUAUGUUUUAGUGCAACAGCAGACAUGACCCUCGUUAUAAAGUCUUAGGCUAUAACCACAGCUCACAAGUUAGCUAUCACAAAAUACCACAAGCAUUUUAGGCCAAUUGUAUAUAUACAAUAUAAAUGUGCCAGAAAAUCUUUAAUGUCCCAUUAAAUUUAAGUAUAAUUACUUCAUUGUGUUGUUGUUGCAAUAAUCUGUGUAUAAUCUGCAGUGCAGUGUUAGUGCAAAAAUGUACAAAUUCCUAAUAAAAUCAUGUACAUGAUCUCCUUUCUGAAAAUUCUUAGCUGAAACUGAAUAAAUUUUCACUUAUUUAGUUUAUUAUAAAUGUACAU
Molecule: messenger RNA, 1835 nt
Organism: Clarias gariepinus (North African catfish)
Lineage: Eukaryota; Metazoa; Chordata; Actinopteri; Siluriformes; Clariidae
Gene: adhfe1
Product: alcohol dehydrogenase iron containing 1
Exons: 14
Coding region: 74-1483 (469 amino acids)
Cellular component (GO): mitochondrion
Molecular function (GO): alcohol dehydrogenase (NAD+) activity; metal ion binding
Source: RefSeq, a predicted model, not a curated record